AGAGCUGUAGGGCGACCGGUCGGGGCGAAAGUCGGCAUCGGCCACACUGGCGGACCGCCGCGCCACUACGCCACAGUCUCAUCUAAGCCACAGCUAUGCGCACAUCCUCCCCAUAAUAGCCGAAAUUUCACAUUCGAAUUCCCGAAACGCGCGCGACUUCGCGACGCGAAAUUUUAAUUUCGAACUCGCGAAACUUUAAUUUCUUAAAUUUUUCGAACUUUUUUCUUCUAAUUUUAAAACUGUCGUGGAAAAGUUGCAGUUGGCGGCAAACGGUAAAGUUGUGUGUUGGUGUCUUAAAAGUGCGUUUAGACUUUGAGCUUCUUACAUUUUUAUUUGUGUUAUUAUAAAUCGGUGUGCCGAAACAGUAUGUUGGUGUGAAGUGUUAUUUAUUUUGUGCACCAUUUCAUUUGGAUUUUUAUUUGCUCCGGAAUUUUGGAACGAUACGGGAAUGAUGUGUUUGAGCGGCACGUCCUUAUUUCUCGAUUGAACUGAUAAGUUUUUGAUAGAACCGCGUUUUAAAAACCGUGAUACGAACAAAGAUGCUGGGGUGUGCUCUAAGCAGAGUCGCCUCGGUCAUCUGUAGCGUCAGCGCAAUCAGUUUCAGCUCGGCUGAUGACAGCCGGUGCUUAGAUAAGUAGAUUAAAUCAGAUUCGGCCAACCGUCAAAAACUUUGCAACUAGUCAAGACAACAGUUAGUUACCAUAGCUCGCGAGCGAUCUAGGAGCACUGCUAGAGCCACUGCGGUGGUAUGCUUUAUAUUGUCUCUUGGAUCGACUGUGCGCUGACUGGUCGCUACGUCACGUGGCUUCCCGGCGCACGACUUCAGUGCUGGAUGCUACUAACUGUAUACACGUUACCACAGCUUGCCGUCUCUGCAAAGAUAUUGUGCCUCCUGAUGGUGGUGAUCUGCGGUGCGGUGCCAUCGAUGGUCCGGUCGGUCCGCCUCUACAGCCAGUGUUCGCACCUCUACGUCAACGUGUACCCAAACGGCACUGUCAUGGCUCGCUCCGGUGGAAACGAACAGCCGAAUCUCACCAUCAGCACGCGAGGGUUCAGCCUGGAGCUCCUUAUCCACUCCCCAGUUCACGACAUGUACCUGUGUUUCAAUCGAUCCAAAUUAGUCGGCAGGCGAUUGACGCGAUUCCAAGCGGAGAGACAGCCCAACUGCCUCUUCAAAGAAGAGUUUGUCAACGGUUACAACCGAUAUCACCUGAUGAAGAACCAAGAUCGGUACAUAGGCUUCAACAGACGAGGCCUGCAACUGCGGCGCGGGAAGAGCCGGCUCCCAGAGCGAGCACACAAGUGCUUCGACUUCAUGAAGGUGGGCCGUGGUGAUGACUUCAACCUGGACAGGCACAAUACUAUGCUCGCAGGGGAUCUCCCAAAGUGGCGCCCGCAGCGUCGUCUCCGGCCUGCUCCGCAGAACUCCAUCAAGCCCCCGUGCCACGGCGUCCGCCAUCACCACGGCAGGUAUCAGAGGCGACGGAACUGUGACGGAACGUAGGCAUCCCGUCGUCAUUUUAGCAGCUCAUUCACGCUUCAACGCUUCGCGCGUUCCAUUGCCGGUUGUAGAACUUUGUGAGUGGACAGAGUAUUAGUCAACUAUCGCAGUAUUAUAACAGUGACGAGGACUGGUAGGUUAGGUGGGCCGCGGUGGGGCGGCAUCAUAAACGGCGCAUGAAUGGUAGCUAAUGCGGGAGAGCAAACAUUUGAAUGGGGAGAAAAAGUCGAGCCGGUGUUCGGACCUGUGAAAUUCCAUAAGACCGUGUAACAUCGUGGCACCAGUUUGCUCUUGUGCCUGCGGUCGGAUCGUGCUCUAAAAGGAAAAAAGGUUCUGUAGAACAAGCAAACAGUCUCGCCAGUCACGAGUCUUCCGCCAGACCACCGCUGAAUGUGGUGCGCGGACGAAAUGCGGUCGGACGGCGACGUCCGCACGCCACUAGUAGUCCGACGUCAUUAUUUUCUUAACCCUCAUUGCUCCGGCUAGCUCGCCAUAAGUGUUGCAAAAACGCCUUUACGUCAAUUCUCAGUGUGUUAUUAUUUAAAAUGCUUUACUGUUAAAUUAAGUGCGGAUCGUGUUAUGCUUGUAAAUAUAAUAAAAAUAAUAAUUGUGUUUACUAUUUAUCAAAAAAAGUUAAUCAGAAAAUUUGUAAACGUAGAUGUUAGUUGUAAAGUUGUAUUAAAAUGUUUUGUAUUUAAUUAUGGGUAUUUAAUCUAUCCGACCAACCGCUCUCUUGUGAUAAGCCCCAGUCGAUGUAACCUAGAUUUCCCUAGAUUUCUUUAUCUUCACGUACUGAAGCAUACUACUAACGUAUGGACAUUAUUCUGUUUAUGUAUUUGAUUGUAUGGUUUGAAAGUUUGUACAUAUUAUUUUAAGUGUCGAGGGAGUGAUAGGUUUUUGAAUCUCUUUGUCGCUAAUCAGAAUGUACUGAAAAAUAUAUUCUUAUUUCUUAUAGCGAUUAUCAUUUGUAUAAAUAACAAUGCAAUUCUGUUAUGUAAUAGUACCUCUUCGUUGUUCAUAACCGUACCUACAAAGUAAAUAGUGGACAUUAUUAUAUUAAUAUUUGAAUAAGAUCUGUGCCAUAGUGUGGUGGCAGUGUACGACUUUGCGUUCGCAUUGUGUCUAGUGUGUUAAGUUUAUGCCUGUAAACUACAAGUAGAUAAAAUGUUUAACUUAAGGAAAAUGACAGAGACAAAUUAAACGAAUUAUAUUCUUUUUAACGAGAGACGAAAAAAUUGUUUCGAAUACAUAUUUUUUUCUUUUUUUUUUUCUUCAAACUUUUGCCAGUAGCUCAAUUGAUUGUCUGCAAGUAAGUGAUAUGAUUUUUGUACAAUCAAUCAAGUUUCAGAAUGGGGAUACCGAUCCGUCGCUCACAAGUUGGCGCCACUGUCGAGUGAGGUCCUAUUACUCUUUCAUGUGUUCCCUGUUGCUUCGUUUAAAGUUCCCAGGGACCGCUUUCCUACUUUUUCUUCUCCAUGUCGCAAGUUUGUCGGCAUCACCAGCUUUCAGACGCUAUUCACCAUGUCUAUCAUUGAAAAAAAAUACCGCACACACGUGCUGUUUCAAAUUUGCCUUGGAAAUGAACCUCACUCGUCACCAGCGCUCCUAGCGGCGAAUUGAAUCGCGUCAGUCCCCAUUUAAGUGUGUCAUUGAGAUUCACAUCACCAAGCAACAUAAAGUCAAUACAUUCCUACAAUAUUCAUUCAUAGAAGACAGAUGUGACAUUCCAAACAACAUGUAAAAUACAAAAUAUGCGCUUAAAAUACAUAAUAAAUUUUGUUUAAUGGUGUGACACUGUCUAUUGUAUUACUGUGUCUAAUUAUUAUAAGUAUUCAGAUGCUGAACGAAAUCGUAUAAUGCUAAGAAAAUUACGAAAUUAAAUAUUUAACUCGCA
This is a messenger RNA of Plodia interpunctella (Indianmeal moth), 3395 nucleotides long. RefSeq lists its product as uncharacterized. Gene Ontology annotation, cellular component: cytoplasm. Gene Ontology annotation, biological process: positive regulation of gene expression; positive regulation of cell population proliferation; positive regulation of protein phosphorylation. The record is from RefSeq and is a predicted model, not a curated record. The transcript has 6 exons. NCBI's taxonomy places the organism in Eukaryota, Metazoa, Arthropoda, Insecta, Lepidoptera, Pyralidae. Bases 749 to 1504 code for a protein of 251 amino acids. Gene Ontology annotation, molecular function: growth factor activity; fibroblast growth factor receptor binding.